Molecule: messenger RNA, 2716 nt
Organism: Heterotrigona itama
Lineage: Eukaryota; Metazoa; Arthropoda; Insecta; Hymenoptera; Apidae
Source: the annotation of a GenBank genome assembly
UAUAAUUUUAACAAUUACGUACAAUAAUUUUUAUGUAAUAAUUUAACAUAUAUCUAUAACAUAUUUUAAUUAUAAUAUACAUAUAUUGAUAGGAUAAUGCAUAUACAUAUACACAUAUUAAUGUGUUGAAUAGAUUAUAAUACGCAUGAAUAACCGUCGUUACUUUAGUUAUUAUUAAUUGUUAUAUAAAUUAUUCUUAGGUGAUAUACAGAUAUGGUAUAGAUGUAGUCUGAUAUACGUAUACAUUGGAUUAAUAUUUAUUUAUAAUUUCUGGUAGCCAUAUUCAUCCUAUAUGUUAAACAUCCAACAUGGGCGUUUCUUUUGUCGUCUGCAAAGUGUCAAAUACUUUGCGCACAACAAAAAUGUCCAGGAGCAGUAAUACUUUUUAGCCAUUCGAAAACGUUAAAAAGUUGUUUAUGAUUCUUGCCAUUGCCAAAUGCUUCGAAGUGACCGUACGAUAUAUAUUCGUUCGAGAAAAUCGCAAUUUCACUCGGUGUUGGCUAUGACUCACAACCAAAGAGCAUCAUUCGGUAUCGCGACUUUGUCCGAAUAAUUAAGUUAACAUCGAAGAAGAUAAAAUACAUGGCUUCUAUAAAAUUGAAAAUUGUAAUCUCGAUCGUCAAAAUAACAUGAGGCCCGUUUGACUUGACGUUGAAGCCUACUAGAAAAUGAAAAGGUUAUGCCCGAUCGUAAAACGAAAAUUAUGGUAUUAAAGUGUUUUAAAUAAUACGAUUGUUUACUAGAUACGAAUUAUACGAAGUUACAAAUUCAGAGUGAACGUAUAUUGUUGGCUUAAGAUGUAUCUAAUAUAAGAAAAGUGGAUUGACUUAUUUAAUAUGAGAAUCAGCUGAUUCCUAGAUUGACAAAUGAUCUGAUACGUACAUUCGAUGCUUAAGGAAUAAAGAAUAGAAUUGUCUCAUGUCGAAAAUAGCGAUACAUGAAGAACAUACAUAUAUAUAUGUCAUAUUUUUGAACAUAUAGUUUCUUCAUUAUUUUAAAAAAAUAAAAGUUGAAAGAUGUCAGGAAACAAUUCAACUACAGUGGGUACACUCAGAGGUGGUAAUUUACAAAAUCGUAAUUCCCAAAGAUCUACACUUUUGAAAGUGGUAAUCCUGGGUGACGGCGGCGUUGGCAAAUCUUGUCUCAUGAAUAGAUUUGUAUCGAAUCACUUUGACGAACAUAGUUUUCAUACAAUUGGAGUAGAAUUUUUAAACAAAGAUAUUGAAAUUAAUGGAGAGGCAUACACAUUGCAAAUAUGGGAUACAGCUGGACAAGAAAGAUUUAAGACUCUUAGAACUCCAUUUUAUAGAGGCUCUGAUAUUUGCCUUUUAACUUAUGCCGUAGACGAUAGAACAAGUUUUAAAAAUUUAGCACUUUGGAGAUCUGAAUUUCUUUAUUAUGCUGAUGUUCAAGAAGGAUCAACAUUUCCAUUUAUAGUUGUUGGGAAUAAAGUGGACGUUCCAGAUUCUGAGAAGCAAGUUUCUACAGAAGAAGCUCAAGCUUGGUGUGCAGAAAAUGGAGAUCCUCCACUAGUGGAAACAUCUGCAAAGGAUGCAACCAAUGUUGAAGCAGCAUUUGGUGCAGCUGUUGCUGCUUGGGCACAACUUGAAGCUAGACUAGAAAGACCAUUAGUAGAAGAUACUGUUGAUCUUUCGAAACAACAAUCUCCUCAUCGUUCAAGUUGUUGUAUGCCUGUGUCUGGUGCUGAGUAGGUUAUAAAUACAAGAUUUUAAAUAUAUUUUGUUUUCACAAUAUAAUGCAUGAAACAUAUUUCUAAAGAUUCACAAUCAUAAUCUAACUGGAAUGAAUGACAAAGAGAUAAAUCAUUUUUGUGAUGCAUACUGGCAGCCUUGGUAUGGACAUAUGAAAUUUGUUUAUAAAGAGGGUAUGAUAUGUUGCAAAUUGUACCAAUACUUAUAAAUUAUAAUUAAUGUAUUGAGGAUAUAUAAGGACAUUACAUUAUAUGAGAAUUAUAUUAUUUUCUUUGACCUAAGCAAUAUUUAUUACUGACUAAACAAUUUAAAUUUGAUGUUUAAAGAUUAAACACCAUUGGCAACACAAUUAAAAAAAAUCUGAAAUCUUUAAAUAUACGAUUAUGUACUCAAAGAUGACAACAAAGAUAGAAAUAUUUGAUAUUAUUAUUGUAAUGACAAUUUUGCUGGUAAUAUACUUUUUCUUUUAGGUCUAACAAAAUUAUUUGAAGAGAUUUCUUGCCUGUCUACAAUACUUUCCUCGUAAUAAGGUGAAUUUUAAUGCUAAAAGUAGUUUUUGUUUAUUUUAUUUUUAACGAUACUGUUUCUUCUGUUGCCAAUGUGAACAUAUUUAUAUAUUUUUAUAAAUUCAUGUCGUUUUAUUUGUUUUUACAAAUACUUUUCAGUUACGUUAAAAUAUGCAAAGUGAAAUUUCACUUUCGCGGAAAAAAAUAAUACUUUGUGGUUGAUAUUUCCAGAAUACAACUGUAAACUAUAAGGUCAAAUUGAACGUCCUACUCGUAUCACGCUUUGUGCAGUUCGCGAGCUACAGACAGUAUUUUAAGUAUUUCGUACAUCAUUGGCUUGUGAUAAAAUAAUAAUAGUAAUAAUCAUGAUUAUCAACUGCUUUAUAAAUAAGGAAUAGAUAUAAAAUGUAAUUUAGCUUUGUAAUCUAAAUUUGCCUUAUCUUUGCAGUACAAACUAAGGGCAGUAGUAGUAAUAUAUAUUUAUCAUAAAUCCUCUGA